Messenger RNA from Callorhinus ursinus (northern fur seal), 3362 nucleotides. NCBI's taxonomy places the organism in Eukaryota, Metazoa, Chordata, Mammalia, Carnivora, Otariidae. The record is from RefSeq and is a predicted model, not a curated record.
GCCAGACUUCCGCGUGUGGGGCACUUUGGACGUUCUAGUACCGCGUUCUGUCCAGGAUCCUCAGUGGGGCAUUUGGAGGACCAGCCGGAUGGACAUCACAAGCAGAGUCACCCACAAGGAGAAUGGGCUGGGCAGGACCUGAGGACCAUGAAGAGGACUCUCCAAAGGAGAUUGGAGACUCUGCAGGAGAUAAACCACAAGAGCAGAGGGAAGAUCAACUCAAAAGAGAAAAAACUUCAAAGGGCCGUUGCUCAGCUUGACAGAUGCACCUGAUGGUCAUGCCUGAUGGCUCCUAAGGGCUACUUGCUGGCCCAGUGACAGGGAAGAGUACUCUGAGCAGAGGGAAGAGCCAGUGCGAAUACCUUGCAGUAGGUGUGUGUCCUGCAGUGUUUGAGAGUACAGACCAGCAUGAGCGAGGAGGAGGCAGACAAGGUCAGAGAAAAAGGGAGCCAGGUCACAGAGAGCCUCGGAGACCACUGGCUUUUCCUAAAAUGAGAACAAAUGGUGGGUCAGACUAGGGUGGCAGCCGUGCAGAUGGUGAGAAGUGUUGGCUUCUGGGUCUGCGUAGAAGCUAGUCAAACAGGAUUUGCUGUCUUCCAUUUGGGCAUUUGGGGUUUGAGGUCUGAGAAUGUCUCUGGGGCAUCCUCAGUGGGACAUGUGGAGGAAUGGCUGCGACUCGACAUUGCAAUUUGGAGUCACCCACGGGGAGCGUGAGAAGGGUGGUGGAGGAAGAGCAGGCUGGGGUCCUGGACCGCAAGGCUUCUGGCCUGAGCAGCUGAAAGGAUGGAGCUGCUCUUCACUGCAGGAGAAGCAAGUGUGGGAAAAACAAUCAGGAAUCUGGGUUUUGAGAUGCCUAUUAGACAUUUGAAUGGCAUGGGCCCUGCCUCAGAAAGUCACAGACAGUAAACAAAGUCACAUAAGAUGACUCCACGUAUUGUGGCAAAUCCUAGAAGCAGGGUGACCUGCUCAGAGGCUCCUGGACUAGGCCAGGCUGGAGGCAAUGGUGGCUUGGGGAGGCGGUACUGAGCCUGGUGGAUUUUUAUGGGUUUACCAGGCAUGUGGCUGGAGGAUUGGAGUUUCUGCUGGGAAGGAACAAGGUAGGAGGAGGGAGGACAGAAAGGGGUCAAGGAUGGGCUAAUCCACGUUUUGUACGUCCAUAGAAACUUGUGGGAGAUUCUGAUACCAGAGCAGAAUUGAGUCCAAUCCUGGUGGCCCAUCCACCCUGCCUGGGAAACAGAAGCAGCCCCAGUUGGUGUCCUUGGAGAUGUGAUCCACGCUGCCUCUGUGUCUCCCUGGAGUUGGUGAUCACCCUGCUCUGCAGAGGAUGCAAUCGGGAGACAGUAUCCCACCCCCACCCAAAGUGAAAUCCAGUUGGUGUUUCCCUUUCUCCCCCUUCCCCUGAAUAAAGCUGCAGUCCCCUACCCCUUCUCUUUCCUUAGAGUUGCUGACCCUCCCAGGCUCUCUAAACAGCUCUGGAGGUCCAGGUCAAAGAUCUCCACCCUGUCCCUCUGAUUUGGGCUGUAACAGGGACAGCCUUCCUGGAGACUGUGACACUGCUUCUUAAUAUGCAGCCCCAACACCUCAAACAGGACACAACCUAAUUCUGAGUGUAACUUGCUUGUCUUUCCCACCCCACCCCCAUACCAACUCAGGCUCCUUCUCUACUUGGUGCACAAUGGGGUGCAUUACGAGAAGCCUCCUGAAGCCAGAACAUCCAGAAAAAGCAUAUUCUACCUGCACAUGGCCCUGGAUCAAUUUGGGCAGGAGAGGUAGCUGGCAGCCUCCCCGGAGGCUACGACCCCCGCAAACCAGAAUCCGUAUGUAACCUGCCUCCCCUCUCUCCCUGUCCAGGAGAAGCCAACUCCUCCCGGCCCGCCCGGAACCCGCGAUGCCCGCCCCGCAGUGCGCCUCCUGCCACGCGGCGCGCGCUGCCCUCCGCCGCCCGCGCUCCGGUCAAGCGCUGUGCGGGGCCUGCUUCUGCACCGCCUUCGAGGCCGAGGUGCUGCACACGGUGCUGGCGGGCCGCCUGCUGCCGCCCGGCGCGGUGGUGGCCGUGGGGGCCUCCGGCGGCAAGGACUCCACGGUGCUGGCGCACGUGCUGCGCGAACUAGCGCCGCGCCUGGGCGUCUCGCUGCGCCUGGUGGCCGUGGACGAGGGCAUCAGCGGCUACCGCGACGCGGCGCUGGCGGCCGUGCGACGCCAGGCGGCGCGCUGGGACCUCCCGCUCACCGUCGUGGCCUACGCAGACCUCUUCGGGGGCUGGACGAUGGACGCCGUGGCCCGCAGCACGGCCGGCUCCGGCCGCAGCCGCGCCUGCUGCACCUUCUGCGGGGUGCUGCGGCGCCGCGCGCUGGAGGAAGGGGCGCGCCUCGUGGGAGCCACGCACAUCGUGACGGGCCACAACGCCGACGACAUGGCAGAGACCGUGCUCAUGAACUUCCUGCGGGGCGACGCGGGGCGGCUGGCCCGGGGCGGGGGCCUGGGCUCGCGGGGCGAGGGGGGCGCACUGCCGCGCUGCCGCCCCCUGCAGCUGGCCUCGCAGAAGGAGGUGGUGCUGUACGCGCACUUCCGCCGCCUCGACUACUUCUCGGAGGAGUGCGUCUACGCGCCCGAGGCCUUCCGCGGCCACGCGCGCCACCUGCUCAAGCUCCUGGAGGCGGCGCGGCCGUCGGCGGCGCUGGACCUGGUGCACUCGGCCGAGCGCCUGGCCCUGGCCCCGGCCGCGCGGCCGCCGCCCCCCGGCGCCUGCUCCCGCUGCGGGGCGCUGGCCAGCCGCGCGCUCUGCCAGGCCUGCGCCCUCCUGGACGGCCUGCAGCGCGGCCGGCCCCGCCUGGCCAUCGGCAAGGGCGGCGGGGCGCGCGACGAGGAGGGGCCGCCACCCCCGCCGCCCAGCGACCCCGGUUCUGCGCCGGGCCCCGCCGACGGGGAGUGCGGGGCGGCCUAAUCAGCAUGCUUCUCAUCGAGUGCUGUGCAUACCGCGGAGGCUGUACCAUCUGAUUUCAUCCACACCACGGUCCCAUUGGCUGUAGCCUGAGGCUCGAUAACUGGCCUGAGGUCACCUAGCUGGGGUUUGUCCCUCCACACCAGGCGGUGGGUGGAUGGUUAGAGUUCGCCCGUGGUUCAGCAUUAUCCUAUAGAAAUAUAAUGUGAGUCAAAUGUGUAAUUUUAAGUUUUCUAAGAGCCAUAUUUUUUAAAGGGGGGGGAACAGGUGAACUUUUAAUAAUAUAUUUUACUUGACCCAAAUGAAUAUAUUUGACCUAAAUACCCCACAUAUUACAGUUUUAACAUGUUGUUAUUUUAAAACUAAAAAAGUUUUAGGGGCGCCUGGGUGGCUCAGUCAUUAAGCGUCUGCCUUUGGCUCA